Messenger RNA from Chinchilla lanigera (long-tailed chinchilla), 1170 nucleotides. RefSeq names its product PRELI domain containing 1 (gene Prelid1). The record is from RefSeq and is a predicted model, not a curated record. NCBI's taxonomy places the organism in Eukaryota, Metazoa, Chordata, Mammalia, Rodentia, Chinchillidae. The transcript is spliced from 5 exons. Gene Ontology annotation, molecular function: phosphatidic acid transfer activity. Gene Ontology annotation, biological process: phospholipid transport. Bases 169 to 828 code for a protein of 219 amino acids. Gene Ontology annotation, cellular component: mitochondrial intermembrane space.
UGUACUAUCCCCUCAUGGCGGCGGCAGUGACUUGGGCGCGGCGAGCCCGAGACUGAAGUGCGAGCCUGGCGGGCGUGCGCCGAGCCUGGCCCGGCCCGGCCUCCGCGUGCCCUCCGGGCUCUUCACCCCUGAUGCUGCACUGGUACUGAGCUCACCCAGGCCGGGACGAUGGUGAAGUAUUUCCUGGGCCAGAGCGUGCUCCGAAGUUCUUGGGACCAAGUGUUCGCUGCCUUUUGGCAGCGGUACCCGAAUCCCUACAGCAAACAUGUCUUGACGGAAGACAUAGUACACCGGGAGGUGACUCCUGACCAGAAGCUCCUGUCCCGGAGACUCCUGACCAAGACCAAUAGGAUGCCCCGCUGGGCAGAGCGAUUGUUUCCUGCCAACGUUGCUCACUCGGUGUACAUCCUGGAGGACUCUAUAGUGGACCCACAGAAUCAAACCAUGACCACCUUCACCUGGAACAUCAACCACGCCCGGCUGAUGGUGGUGGAGGAACGAUGUGUUUACUGUGUGAACUCCGACAACAGUGGCUGGACCGAAAUCCGCCGGGAAGCCUGGGUCUCCUCUAGCUUAUUUGGCGUCUCCAGAGCUGUCCAGGAAUUUGGCCUUGCCCGGUUCAAAAGUAAUGUGACCAAGACCAUGAAGGGUUUUGAAUACAUUCUGGCCAAGCUGCAAGGCGAGGCCCCUUCCAAAACUCUUGUGGAGACAGCCAAGGAAGCCAAGGAGAAGGCAAAGGAGACAGCACUGGCAGCUACAGAGAAAGCCAAGGACCUCGCCAACAAGGCUGCCACGAAGCAGCAGCAGCAGCAGCAGCAGUUCGUGUAGCUGGUGUGGGCCCCGCCACCAGCACCACCACAGGUCACCAGCCAGCAUGGCGCUGCUCCCUCUGCCAUCUCCCCACUGUACUUUAUUAUUAAAAAUCAACUUGCAGCCCUCUGUGCGGUCUGGGUGGUGGGUUGGGCAGGUAGCCUGUCACUUCUGCAGUACACCACAGUAUCCUCGUCUGAGCCCAUCCUGCUUAUUCCCCCACUGGGCACUGACAACAGGUGCAGAGAUUUGCCCAGGGUCACUGGCAGGUGCAGGGCUCUUUGUUCUGCGUGACUCAAGUACCUGGAACAAUACCUAGCACAUAACAGGCGCUCAAUAAAUAUCUGUUGACUUCAUUCA